AUGCUAAUAACGGGAGGAGUCACCAGUGCCAAGUCUGGGUGCUGUUGCUGCAACUACCAGGGCAAAGAGCCGAAGUUUGGAACAAGAACAAAGCGACCGGCGGAUCCACCCAUUGCCUUCCACCGCUCAGCAGUGUUGCAUGCUCACUGGCGUGGAGAGGCAUGCAAGGCUGAGGUAAAGGGAGCGGGCAACGUCAGGCGGUAUUCUCUGGUGGCCAUCUCAGCCAAGUCCCUCGGUCCUUCCGUCCUGAUGGAGUCGUGCUUCAGACGCGCUAAGGUUCUCCUUUAUGUCUGGCUCCCGCAAGCACUGUUUUCGUGCAACGCGGCGGCGCAGAUCAGCCCAAGUACCGCCCUUAGCCAGUCAAGGAACGGCAGCAGUGCAGUACCUCGGAAAGAAGAUCCUAGUGCCCUGGGAGAGCAGGUGUUUGGAACAUUGGUUUAUAACUCUUCAUCUACCACAGGCUCAUCUUCAAGGGACAGAAGAUUUCGCACCAUAAUCUGUGAAUCACCCAAUUCAUUCACAUGCUUUAAUGGAGGUGAGUGUGUGCACUGGCAGUUGUGUGACUGUAGUCGGUACAAUGCAACUGGAACAAGAUGUCAGAUAGUUUAUAAUACAGGAGCAGAACGAGACAAUAUAUGCCGAACAUGGGGACAAUACCAUUAUGAAACCUUUGAUGGGCUUUACUAUUUUUUCUCUGGGAAGUCUACAUAUGUUCUUGUGAGGCAGAAUGAAAUGGAUGAGCAGAGCUUCUCUAUACAGGUACAUAAUGAUCCAGAGUGCAGUUCUUCUCACUAUUCUUGUAAACGAUCUGUUAGUUUAUACUUUUCUGGAGAUGGGGAAAUCAGAUUAAGUAACGAAGUAACUUACAGAGGAACUGGAAUCCAGUUACCAUAUACCAUAGGAAAUCUGUAUAUUCAAAAACUAGCUGGAUAUGUCAUUAUUAGACACCAGUAUGCAUUUUCUCUGGCUUGGGAUGGUGCAUCGGCUGUUUAUAUUAAGAUGGCUCCUGACUAUUUGGGAAAAACUCAGGGUUUGUGUGGAAACAACAAUGCCAUUUUGCAAGAUGAGCUUGUUACGAGUUAUGGUACACUUACAGAAGACAUUGAAGAAUUUGUAGAAAGCUGGAGAGAAAAUCCUCCCCAGGAGAAUAUUCUCUUUUGGGAUACUUCUUUUAACUAUGAGCCACCCUGUUUGACUCAAACACGAGCAUUUUUACAGAGAUCUUACAAGUUAUGCAAUGUGCUACUCCGCACCCCCUUCAAGCAGUGUCAUGAAUUUGUGAGCCCAUACCCUUUCAUGGCCAGUUGUACCAAUGACUUGUGUAUGUCAGCAGUUGGUAAUGCAACUUGGUGUCGAGCAUUAACAGAAUAUGCAAGGGCUUGUGCUCAAGCAGGAAAACCUCUUCAUAAGUGGCGGGCAGAGUUUGAGCAAUGUGCUGUUGUAUGUGAGGAACAUCUUAUCUACAAUGAAUGUAUCAACUGUUGCCCUGUUUCAUGUCAGCAAAAAACUCAUUGUGUUGACAGUGAACUUCCGUGUGUUGAUGGAUGCUACUGUCCAGAUGGACUUAUUUAUGAAAACAGAUUAUGUGUAAACCCUACAGAAUGUCCUUGCGAUUACCAUGGAACUGUUCAUAGAACUGGUUCUGUGAUUCAUGAAGAAUGCAACAACUGCACAUGUGUUGGAGGAAAGUGGAUUUGCACAAAUCUUACCUGUCCAGCUGAAUGUUCAGUCUCAGGAGAUAUUCACUUCAUGACAUUUGAUGGACGCAAAUACGAAUUUCAAGCUACUUGCCAGUAUAUUCUGGCAAAAAGCCUCACCUCUAGCAAAUUUGCUGUGACUCUGCAGAAUGCUCCUUGUGGACAGAAUCAAGAUGGAGCUUGUAUCCAAUCAGUCAGUAUUAUACUUGACCAGGACCCCAAAAGGCAAGUGACUUUGACCCAUUCAGGAGACGUUUUGGUAUAUGACCAGUACAAAAUUAAUCUGCCUUAUAUUGAUGAUUCUUUUGAAAUAUGGAAACUUUCUUCUGUAUUUUUGCAAAUAAAGUCAUAUAUUGGAUUACGCAUAUUAUAUGACUGGGAGGGCUUGAGACUUUAUCUCCAAGCUGAUGCUAGAUGGAAAGAUAACACUGUGGGGCUUUGUGGAACCUUUAAUGGAAACACUGAAGAUGAUUUUCUAUCUCCAGUAGGAGUAACAGAAAGUACACCUCAGCUUUUUGGAAAUGCCUGGAAAACGUCGUCAGCCUGUGGUCCUGAGCAUGAUAGUUCAUCACCAGUGGAUCCAUGUGAUGUUCACCUACAAGCAGCCUCUUAUUCAACAGAAGCAUGCAGCGUCAUUACGAAAGAUCUCUUUGCUACAUGCUUUUCCUAUCUGAGCCCUCUUCCCUAUUUUGAACAGUGCAGAAGAGAUACCUGUAAAUGUGGGCAGAUCUGUAUGUGUUCUGCUCUAGCUCAUUAUGCUCAUCAGUGUCGCAGAUUUGGAGUAGUGAUAGACUUUCGGAGUAAUGUCCCAGAAUGUGCUCUUUCAUGUGAAGAUACAAAGGAGUACAGUACCUGUGUGUCUACCUGUGGCAAAACCUGCCAAGCAUUAUCCAUGCCAGAGACGUGCAGAGGUGAUUGUGCUGAAGGCUGCACCUGUCCUCCUGGAAUGUACCUGAACAGCAAAACUGACAGAUGUGUACAACAAAGUGAAUGCCCCUGCUAUUUCCAGGGUAUUGUCUAUCCACCUGGAGAAAAAAUAGUGACAUCUUUUGGAAAAUGCCACUGCAGAGAUGGAGUGAUGAGCUGUGAGGACAGCAACAUUGUUCGUGACUGCCCAGAUGAGCAAAUCUACGUGAACUGUAGUAAUCCACAGACCAUGGAACUUGGCAGGGAAAGAACAUGUGAAAAUCAGCUGCUGAACCUCAGCAUUUUUACUCAUCUACCUUGUUUUUCAGGAUGCAUAUGUCCUCAGGGCCUUGUUAAACACGGUGAUACAUGCUUCAAGCCAGAUGAGUGUCCAUGUUCUUGGAAAGGCAAAGAAUACUUUCCUGGAGACAAAGUAGUUUCUUCAUGCCAUACCUGUAUCUGCCAUCAUGGGUCAUUUGAAUGCACUUUCCACCCUUGCCCGUCAAUGUGUACUACAUACGGAGAUCGCCAUUAUAGGACUUUUGAUGGCCUUUCUUUUGAUUAUAUUGGAAAUUGCAAGGUUUAUCUGGUUAAGAGUUCCUCAGUUACAAGCUUCUCAGUCAUCAUAGAAAAUCUUAAUUGCUUUAACACUGGAAUAAUUUGCAGAAAGUAUAUUUUCAUUAAUGUUGGAAAAUCAUUCAUAAUAUUUGAUGAUGAUACUGGAGAUCCGAGUCCUUUGAGUUACAUAGACAAACUGCAACAAAUACAUAUAUGGAAAGCUGGAUUUUUCACACUCGUUCAUUUUCCUCAUGAACACAUCACAGUAAUGUGGGAUCAACGAACAACUCUUCAUGUACAGACAGGCCCACAAUGGCAGGGUGAGCUGACUGGAUUAUGUGGGAAUUUUGAUUCAAAAACAGUAAAUGAAAUGAGGACUCCUGAAAAUUUUGAAUUAACGAAUGCACAAGAAUUUGGAAGCAGCUGGGCAGCUGUAGAGUGUGUUGACAGCUCUGACAUUCGGCAUCCAUGCAUUUUAAAUCCACUCAGAGAACCAUUUGCCAAGAAAGAAUGUGGGAUAUUACUAAGUGAAGUAUUUGAGUCUUGCCAUCCAGUGGUUGAUGUCACCUGGUUUUAUUCAAACUGCUUGAUGGACACAUGUGGUUGUAACCAGGGAGGGGACUGUGAAUGUUUCUGUACAAGUGUAUCAGCCUAUGCACAUCAGUGUUGUCAACAAGGAGUUACAGUAGACUGGAGAUCCCCUAGACUAUGUCCUUAUGACUGUGAAUAUGCCAAUAAGGUUCUUGGAAGAGGUCCCUACAAGUUGGUCAGCUACUUAGACAGAGAAGUUGUAAUUACAGCCAAACUGCUGGAUGGUUCUGUUUUUCUUACAAAAGGAGAUGGCAUUUCUUCUGGGGAAUCAGUGAACUUUAUGCUAACCUCGGGAUUAUAUAAACCCAAAGCACAUGAUCCAAAUCUGGUUUCAUUUGAAACUGCUGACAGGCCAAAUUAUUUUCUUCAUUUGGCUUCCAGUGGUACCCUAGUUCUUUCAAAGUGGGAAAGAAGUGAAAGUUUUCACAAUAGAUCAACGUUUGCCAUUCAUAAGAACACUUGGCUCCAGGGAUACAGUUCCUUUGAGUCAUUUGCAGUACAAGGAGCCUUCAUUAGCAUUUCAGGCUCUUCUGUGAAUGUUGUUAAAUACCAACAUUCUGAGGCAUUCAGACUUUCCACACUUUUUAAACUUGUAGAUACAAAAUUUAACCCUGCAGCUCACUCAACAUGUGAAUGGCGCUAUGAUGUCUGUACAAGUCCUUGUUUCCAAACGUGCAGAGAUCCUUUGGCAGAGCACUGUCAGGCAGUACCAAAAGUGGAAGGAUGUGUGCCCAUGUGUCCUUCAUAUAUGGUUCUGGAUGAAGUGACUCAACGAUGUGUCUAUUUUGAAGACUCUACAACAUCAAAACCUGAUAUUCUUUCUACAAAAUUCUCUGUUUAUUCCCCACUGAUACAGCUGAACCAGACAGAACAUGUGACUGCUUUACAAACCCAGUAUCCUGCUGUAACUCAUACCAUAACAGCUAUACCUUCCUCUACAAAAGUAAUCUCUAAAAUGACAGUUCUCCCAGAAUCCCCAAUACUCACUACAGCAUCUCAGAAGACGUCUACAGAAUACAAAGCACCGUUGUUCCUAAAAACUACAAAGAUGGGUGCUGUACCACAGCCUGUCAGUGUGACAAAAUCUGAUUUCACAAAAGAAUUCACAGAUAAGGCUGUCACAGGUCUGCUAGUAACUAAAAAAAUUGAAGCAGUUCAAAUAACUGGUUAUUCAUUUUCUCCAGAUACUAUGACAACAGGUCUUGGUACAACACAAUCAGAAAAACUAACUAGUUUACCUACGACAAAACCUCCCGCUACUUUGAUUCCAACUAGUUUAGUAACUCCAUUUCCUGAAGCUCGAGCUACAGUGGCUGCUACCCUACAACCAAAAACAACAAAAACUACAUCAUUUUUUUCAGUGUUUCCCCUUACAACAGAGCUACGAGGCACAGUAGCCUCAAGAUCAACUCCAGAAUUGACAGCUUUAAAUGACACUGGUGUUACUUUAUCUCCAUACACUGAAUUUAGCAGCCAGUUAGUAACUGUCAAAGAAGUAGCAUCAACUAAAGGAAUAUCAACUUUCUCUACCUCUAUUACUUUUCCUCUAACAUCACUUUCUACUACACUGUACCUGGCCAAAACAACAGUUUCCCCAUAUACUUUAACACGAAAAAUGCCUGAGAUUCCAGCCACAGCAAAACAGCCAAUCGAGACAAAAAUGCCAUCCACAACUCCAGAGGCUACACAUUCUGUUCCAACUUCUCCAUUGGAAAGGGUUUUUUCCCAUGUGAAAGAAGAAUUCUCUGUUCCAUAUUUGAUGACCAAAACAACUGGGAAGGAUGACUUUUCAUCAGCUUCAAAAGCUUACUUAACAACCAAAGGAACCACUACAGGCUACCAGUUUUCAGCUGAAGUGGCAAAGACUAGUAUCCACCCCAAAAGUGCUUUUAGCACAAUUGAGUCAGCAGUCAAAGUUGAAACAUUGUUUCCCCUUCAAAGCACUUUAGAACCAGUGGUUGCUCCUUCAGCUAUAUCAGUUAUUUCAGUAUUUUCAACAAAAGUUCCUUUAACAAGUAAAAAAGAAAUACCACAGACUGCAAAAGCUGAUACAGGUCUUCGGACAACUUUACUUACAUCAACCAGAAAAACUACUGAUUUGAUUUCCACCAAAAGACCUCUGUUUGCUACAUCUAAAGUUACUGCACUGUCAGAAACUAGUUCACCUACAACAAAGCAAGCAUUAAAUCUUACAAAGUCUAGUACUUUAUCAGAGUCAACACUAUCUUCAUUUUUUACACUGGAAGCAUCAGAAACUUCAGCUGUGAGUCAAACAGAGUUACAAGUGGGGGCAUUUUUAACCCCAGGAAUAUCAACAACAAUCACAUCACUGGGCAAAAGUGCUACAGAGAAGAUUUCAGUUUCCAAGCAAGUGCCACAUUCUGCUGUUUCCUAUAGUUCAACAUUACCCACACAAACUACCCCACAUUUUACAACUGAAUCAGCACCUCUGGAAAUAAGUAGCCUCACAACACAGGGUGUCACAAAAUCAUUAGCAGAGAAAACAGCAGGGAUAAGAGAACCUAUUACAACAUCCUUAUUUUCAGUGUCUUCUGUUGCUCUGGAAACAAAGAGUGUUAGCUCAACAGUAGCAGAGACUGAUAGACAGGCACUGCUUACAAAGCUUCCUGAACUGCAUUUGCCCUCCAAGCAGUCACCUUCCUUUCCUUCACUUGGCCCUACCAGCUUAACCACAACACUUGAGACACCAUCGGCAGUAGAAGUGCUCACAUCUUCACCAAGCUCAUUACCAGUAUUACUAGUCUUUCCAAAUGCCACGUCCAUUCCCACUUAUUUAUCUACCAAGCCAAUUUAUAAGUCUACAACAGAAAAUUCCACGGAAUUAACAACAGUUGAAGCUGCUUCUGCAGUUACAGCAUCUCUUAUCACGCCCUCUAGAGAAACAGCAACAUUACCAGCAUGUGUUCCUAUUUCAGAGAAUGAAUGCAUAAAAUACAUUUGCUUGGAUGGACAACUAAUCCAAGUUAAUAAAUCACAGAACUGCCCAUACAAUGCAACCCAGCCCAGCUGUGGAUUUCUAGGAUUUGCUGUCCAAAUUAAUGGAGAUAAAUGUUGUCCUAAAUGGGAAUGUGCAUGUCGUUGCACAUUCUUCUCUGAUCUGAGCUAUAUCACUUUUGAUGGGCACCAUUUGGCUUUAUUUAAGGAAGCAUCCUAUAUUAUCACUCAAAAUUCAGAUGAAACUAUAAGCAUCCAUGUAACUGCCUGCAGAAAUAUGCAUAUGGGCAUUUUAGCCUCUAAUAAGCUGUGUCUGGCAUCGUUGAAUUUGACAUAUUCAUCUAACCAGAUUAUUGUUGAUCAUUUAAACAGAAAGAUAGCAGUAAACUCAAGAUAUGCAUGGCCUACAGUUAGGAAAUAUGGUUUUAAAAUUGAGGACACUGGUUUCAUGUAUUUUAUUGAAACCCCCACAAGUAUUAAAAUUCAGUGGUUUCACACCACUGGGCUGAUGGUAAUACAGCUUAAUGCAACCAGCGAUCCAAAAGCAAAUGGACUGUGUGGUUUUUGUGAUGGAAACUCAGCAAAUGACCUCAUGCUACCUAACAGGACUGUUGUAAGCUCUGUGGAUGCUUCAGUUAUCUUUACAGAUAGCUGGCAGGUGCCAGACACAUUGAAGUAUGUUGGAGAAUCUAGAAGCCGUGAAACAAACUGUUCCAUCACAGACUGUUCAUCUUGUAUAAAUAUGUUGUUGAACCAGACUUUCAGCAGCUGCCAUCCUUAUGUUUCUCCAGAUUCUUUUUGCGAUUUGUGGGUCCAAGAUACAGAAUAUAUUCAGAAUCCAUGUGUAGCAUUGGCUGCCUAUGUAUCCAUGUGUAACAAAUUUAAUAUCUGCAUAGAAUGGAGGCAUUCCAAUUACUGUCCACUUCCCUGCUCAGAAGGUUUGCUUUAUAAGGCCUGUAUAUCUGCCUGCAAUGCACCAAUUACUUGUCAGAAUAUGGACCCAGUACCUCAGGAUUCAGAGUCUUGUUUAAUACUGACAGAGGGAUGUGUCUGUGCAGAAGGAACCAUCCUUCACCGUGCUCAUUCUGCUCUGUGCAUUCCUGAAGAGAAGUGUGCUUGUACAGACAUCUCUGGAGUGCCCCGUGCGCUGGGUGAGACUUGGAAAACCUCCCUUAGUGGAUGCUGCAUGUACAAAUGUGUUGACAAUGAGACUAUUACUCCCGUGGAGUACAAUUGUUCAGUUAGUCACGAUGCUGAAUGCAAGCACUUUGGAGAAGUGGCCUUAAUUGUACCUGAUGAUCAGACUUGCUGUCCUCAGAAAGUCUGUACUUGUAAUCAAAGCCUCUGUGAAACAUUUAUUCCGGAAUGCAAAAGUCUAGAGAAACUAGCUACUUAUUACCGUGAUGAUUCUUGCUGUCCCAGUUAUACUUGUGAAUGUGAUCCAGCAAAAUGUGAGUCCAUGGAACAAAUUCCAAACUGUCAACCAGAUCAAACCCUGAUUGCUGCUCAUGUUGAAGGCACCUGCUGUGUAUCCUAUAUAUGUGCAUGUGGUGUUUGCUCUGAUCAGAUUCCAAGGUGCCAGGAAGGAGAAGUCCUUACUGUGGAUGGCAAUACUACAGACAAGUGUUGCCCUUCUUAUCAGUGUGUUUGUGAAACCUACCGUUGUCCUGAAUUCAAAUGUGUUUUCGGGAUGUCCUUAGUAGAAGUGUGGAGUCCAGAAAAGUGCUGUCCAUAUCGUACAUGUGAGUGUGCAUGUGAUACAAUUUCUAGGCCUCAGUGUAAACUGGGAGAGAAACUGAUCAUAGAUGAGCAAUUCCAGAACAGCACGGAAAAUGUUUGUCACUGCACUAAGUACAAAUGUUGUAAAGACAAAGUGUGCCUGAACCACGAGAGAGGCGUUCUGCUUCCAGGACAGUCCAUUGUUGAACACACACCUGAUGGUGUUUGUUAUACUUCCUACUGCACAAAUGUCAUUGAUCCUGUUACCAAAUACUUUCGGAUAAAUACUGCCUCUGUAGAUUGUGCAGCAAGGUGCAAAUCUAACCAGAUAUAUGAACCCCCAAAAGAUUUAACAACCUGCUGUGGACAAUGCAAAAAUAUUUCUUGUGUUCACACUUUUAGCAAUGGAACAGUUUCACUUUUUAAGCCUGGUACAAGCUGGGUUUCGAACUGUGUUAGAUAUGACUGCACAAACACACCAGUUGGACCUGUACUUAUUACAUCUUCCAUCAGCUGUCCCCCCUUUAAUGAAACAGAGUGUGUGAAGGUUGGAGGAUAUAUUGUACCAUUCCUAGAUGGAUGCUGCAAAACAUGCAAGGAAGAUGGAAAAUUCUGUAAAAAGGUCACUGUUAGGAUGACAAUACGCAAGAAUGACUGCCGAAGUAAUACCCCAGUAAACAUUGUGUCUUGUGAUGGAAAGUGCCCUUCAGCCAGUAUAUAUAAUUAUAACAUCAAUACAUAUGCAAGAUUCUGCAAAUGCUGUAGAGAACUUGGACUACAUAGACGAAAUGUGCAACUGUAUUGUAGUAGCAACUCCACCUGGGUCAGCUACACUAUUCAAGAACCCACAGACUGUUCUUGCCAGUGGUCAUGAGAUGAUGCUAAAAGAAGUCAUGAAAUUAAUUUUACUCCCAUAAUUAUAAACAAUAACAUUGACAUCUCAUCUUUUGAAAAUGCAAUUAUCUACAGUUAUAAA
Molecule: messenger RNA, 9402 nt
Organism: Eublepharis macularius
Lineage: Eukaryota; Metazoa; Chordata; Lepidosauria; Squamata; Eublepharidae
Gene: OTOG
Product: otogelin
Exons: 56
Coding region: 1-9300 (3099 amino acids)
Biological process (GO): L-arabinose metabolic process
Cellular component (GO): extracellular matrix
Molecular function (GO): protein binding; alpha-L-arabinofuranosidase activity
Source: RefSeq, a predicted model, not a curated record